UUUCUCUUCUGCAAGUAGUUAUCCGUGUGGCGUAAGCCGUCUCACCAAAUCGGAGUGAAAUAAUGUACGCCCUAUCGGCGGCGGCGGCGGCGGUGAUUGGGCGGAGCCGUCGUUUACCGGAUUCCUUCUCCUCUGUCUCCUACGGGCGCCGCUGGAAUUCCAUCAAUAAUUCGGUGUUUACAUUGUCAAGGUUGAAGCCGAUGGCUUCGAUUUCCACUGUGGCUGAAGAAAAGCGGAAACCCUGGCUCCUCGUCGGCCUCGGGAACCCUGGGAAACGCUACGCGAGCACUCGCCACAAUGUAGGGUUUGAGUUGCUAGAUUUCAUAGCGGACGCGGAAGGGAUAGCUAUGAGUAGCGUCUCCUUCAAAUCUUCGUUUGGAAAAGGUUUCAUCAAUGAUAUCCCUGUUAUGCUGGCUAAACCACAGACAUAUAUGAAUGCUAGUGGUGAGUCUGUUGGUGCUAUCGUUUCAUAUUACAAAAUUCCAUUGGAGCAAGUUCUGGUGAUGUUUGAUGACAUGGAUUUGCCUUUUGCCAAGUUGCGACUUUUACCUAAAGGUGGACAUGGCGGACAUAAUGGGAUGAAGAGCAUCAUAAACCACUUGAAAGGCAGUCGGGAUUUUCCUCGCUUAAGGAUAGGCAUUGGAAGGCCUCCGGGGAAAAUGGAUCCUGCAAGCUUUGUGCUACGCACUUUUACCAGAGACGAGCGCGACGAGUUGGACUUCAUGUUUCAAAAUGGAUUGGAAGCUGUUCGAAUUCUUGUGCAAGAUGGCUUCAACAAAAGCGCAACUUUCGUAAACAGCGCGAAGUCCCUCCCGGUAUUGUAACCAGUAAGAACUAUUCAAAUUUUUUCUAUUUGAAUUUCAACAUGAUCUAUGAAGAAAUUAGAAUUAAUACCAAUACUUGUGUCUAAAAAAGAAAAUCAUAAUCUUGUCUCUAUUGUUGUCGGCAUCGAGUUUUGAUAGUUUAAUGUUUUGCCACUCGA
Messenger RNA from Andrographis paniculata, 982 nucleotides. Its product is annotated as peptidyl-tRNA hydrolase, mitochondrial-like. The coding region runs from base 63 to 824 and encodes 253 amino acids. The record is from RefSeq and is a predicted model, not a curated record. Gene Ontology annotation, molecular function: peptidyl-tRNA hydrolase activity. Lineage: Eukaryota; Viridiplantae; Streptophyta; Magnoliopsida; Lamiales; Acanthaceae. The transcript has 8 exons.